Messenger RNA from Phascolarctos cinereus (koala), 2631 nucleotides. RefSeq names its product pseudouridine synthase 10 (gene PUS10). The record is from RefSeq and is a predicted model, not a curated record. NCBI's taxonomy places the organism in Eukaryota, Metazoa, Chordata, Mammalia, Diprotodontia, Phascolarctidae. Gene Ontology annotation, molecular function: pseudouridine synthase activity; RNA binding. Gene Ontology annotation, biological process: tRNA pseudouridine synthesis.
GCGGAGUGGCCGAGGAAGUUGUGCCGCCUGGAAGUGGCCGAGGGCGAGACCGACCUGUGUGAGGCAGCUUUAUUUUUAUUCCAGGAGGUUUACUCAGCAUGUUCCCACUGGCUGAAAAAGACAAGCCUAUUGCCCGGUUCCUGUUCAGUACUGGCACUUGUCCACGAUGUAUCUUCAGAUUCUGUUGUGUGGAUUUUCAUGCACCUUACAAACUUCCAUACCAGGACUUGAUUAGGGAGCUAGAGAAUUUCCUGAAAACUGAAGAUGAUGAUUUAACUUUGGAAGCCACCAAACCACCCCUCAAGAAAAUUCGAUUGCAAGAUGGUGAGGCUCAAAUUGAUGAUUGCAGUCAAAAUGGUGGGGAAAUGACUGCCAUUGUGAAGGACGAAAACAUGAUGCUUGAGAAGUCAUAUCUAAAUGCAUGCAAUAUAUGCUUGGGAAUUCUUCAAGAAUUCUGUGAGAAGAAGUUUAUUAAAAAGGUGUGUCAGAAGGUUGAGUCUGCUGGGUAUGAGUUCACCAACUUGGUAUUUUCGGUGUCGUUCCCGCCACAGCUGUCUGUAAGAGAGCAUGCUGCAUGGUUGCUGGUAAAACAGGAAAUGGGGAAACAGGGCCUGUCACUAGGAAGAGAUGAUAUUGUUCAGCUUAAAGAAGCCUACAAAUGGAUUACUCAUCCCUUGUUCUCAGAGGAGCUAGGUGUUCCUGUUGAUGGAAAGAGCUUGUUUGAAGUAAGUGUGAUCUUUGCUCACCCUGAAACAGAUGAGGAUUGCCACUUCCUGAGCACUUCAUGCCCAGAUUGUUUCAAGCCAGCCAAAAAUAAGCAGUCUGUAUUCACUAGAAUGGCAGUUGUGAAAGCUUUGGACAAAAUAAAAGAAGAAGAUUUCCGCAAGAAGUUUCCUUGUCCUCCAAAUUCACCAAAGAGUUUUUGCUCUGCUGUUGAAAUUGAAUGUGCUCAUGGUGCAGUCUUUGUAGCUGGAAGAUAUAAUAAAUACUCCAGAAAUUUACCACAAACUCCCUGGAUAAUUGAUGGAGAAAGAAAACUGGAGUCCUCGGUGGAAGAAUUGAUUUCCAGUCAGCUGUUGACAGUAUUUAAAGCUGAGAGUUUUAAUUUUUCAUCAUCUGGAAGAGAAGAUGUGGAUGUUAGAACAUUAGGAAAUGGAAGGCCCUUUGCAGUUGAACUGGUGAAUCCUCGGAGAGUCCAAUUCACCUCACGAGACAUCAAAGAACUUCAGCAGAAAAUCAACAUCUCUUCAGACAAAAUCCAAGUUCGAGACUUGCAGCUUGUUACCAGAGAAGCAAUAGGACAUAUGAAAGAAGGUGAAGAAGUGAAGACUAAGACUUAUAGUGCCUUAGUCUGGACAGAUAAAGCAAUACAGAAGAAGGACAUUGAAUUCCUAGAUGAUUUAAAGGACUUACAGAUCAACCAGAAAACACCACUUCGGGUUCUUCACCGAAGACCUUUAGCCAUAAGAACUCGUAUCAUUCACACCAUGGAAACACACUAUAUAGAUGAGCAUCAUUUUCGUCUCCAUUUGAAGACUCAGGCAGGAACUUAUAUUAAAGAGUUUGUGCAUGGAGACUUUGGGAGAACCAAGCCAAAUAUUGGUUCCCUAAUGGAUGGGACAGCUGAUAUCCUGGAGCUGGAUGUAGAGUCUGUCGAUGUUGACUGGCCACCUGCUCUGAACGAUUAACUUUCAAGAUGGGAAUCAGAAGAACAGCUUUGUUAUUAUCCAGCAGAAGACAUCUGUUCUGUUUACAUAUUAGAGACUGCAAGAUAACUUUUUUCUCCCUCAAGUGUCUUUAAGACUCACUUGGAUCACAUUGAUCUGAACAGUUUUCUAAUCAUUAGCAUUUAUUCAUCUAACUGCCAUUUUUUUUAGACAUUAAGUUGGUCUGAGGAUAUUUUGUUGUGGUUUUUCUUUUCACCCACCUAUGAAAUAGUAACUGAUAAUGCUUUUUCUCCACUUCUUUCAUUUUGAGAGGUAUGUAGACUACAAGAUACAUGUGCUGACAUUUAAUAGACCCACAAUUCAUUAUUCCUGGAGAAAUGAAAUCUUCUUCAGUGGAUGAGAUAUACUAUGUUCCUUUUGUGCUCUGAAUCAAAAAAUUUCUCUGUUCUUUGAAAUAAGUCAGCUGUAAGCUAUACAUAGGCUUAUGAAACAUAUUAUGAAAGGAAGGGAGGUGAUGUAGGGGGAUUGAGUGCUGGAUGUGGAGUCAGGAAGACUUGAGUUCAAAUCCAUUCUCAGUCCCUUACUAGUGUGACCUUAGGCAAGUAUGUUAAACUCUCAGCCUGAGUUUCCAAAUAGGAAUAAUAAUAGCACCUACCACUCUGGGUUAUUGUGAGGAUAGAAGGAGAUAGCACAUGUAAAACGUUGGGCAAACCUUAAAGCAUUAUGUAAAUCUUAGCUUUUAUUUUCAUCAGAUAAACAUUCUAGGAAGUACAAAGCUAAUCUCAGCUAAUUGAUUUUUUAAAGAAUUACUUGUUAAUUUUAUUAUAAUGUGCUGUUUAGCACACAUUUUACUAACUACCCUAUUAACCUGGUAUUGCUAACAUUUUUUCCUGUGGAAGAAAAACAAAGACUCAUGAGUAAUGAUACAGAUAUGGAGAGAGAGAGAGAGAGAGAGAGAGAUAUA